AUGACCAGAAAGAUCGCGACGAAGGCUCCGGUGCCUCCGAAGCUUGAUGAGGAUUCUGCGGAGCGCAAGCGCGUGCUAAAUGUUCUGGCGCAGCGAAGAUACAGGAAAAAGAAGAGGGAGCGUCUACAAGCUCUUGAAUCCCGGGUCAAUGACUCGGUAAACACACUAUCUCUGUCGAUGACAAUCUCUCCUGACACUAGGGAUGCUUCUACCACACACGAGUCGAUUUUGGAAUCCCAGGACCAGUCUCUAGGUCAGCUUUCCUUGUCGUAUUCACCCGCAGAUUUUCGAGAAGAUUAUCAAACUGCCAAGGAAAAUACAGCAUUCGCCCUGCCAGUUCUAGAGCCAUCCGAGCCCUCAAACCAAAACUUCCCAUCAUUCGCAGCAGAGCACGGCGACUCAGAGGCAUGGGGAAACUUUGCGUUUUCUGAAAUAGACCCCUUCGGAUCUUUCCUAGAGAUACCAGCUCUUGAAAUUGGGCCAGAGCCCGGAGGUUUGAGCGAACUUGAUGAGCAGCUUGCAAGUGAAGUUCCAGGAAUUACAGUUGGUAAUCACGGCAUCUCCGAAGAGCUUCAAGCCUACGAAGCCAGUUUCUUCACCUUUCCGGAUGACCACACCCUCGAAGUACCAUCGCUCACCCUGUUAAACGCUGCUAUGAAGGUUGCUGUUCAGCUUAAAGUUUCCGACAUUAUAUGGGACAUUGCAUCAAUAAGCCCGUUUUAUCAGCCAUUAUCCCCAAGCAGCUCGGACACUUCCCUCUCACCCCCAGCCUUGGAGUCUGGCUUGUCAACUUCAGGACCAUCUCCCACAAGUUUCAGCUCACAGAUCGAUCUCACCGAGCUCCCCUUGCAUCUACAGCCAACGCGAACCCAGCGUUCGAUCGCCCAUCACCCAGUAUUGGACCUGCUCCCUUGGCCCAGUGUCCGGGACAAAUUAAUACAAGUCUUUCACCUCCCUGUCCACAUGCGACCGGGGAAUGCGCAGGACCCGAUGGGUCUCAUACGAUUCGUUUACGACAUGGAAGAUGACAGUGGCGAAGGUGUGACAAUUACUGGACAGAACCCGCUUGAACCCGGAACAUGGGAGAUAGGCCAACUUGUUUUUGAGCGAUGGUGGUGGGCAUUUGACACAGGAGUAAUUGAGGGCAGUAACCGCUCCCGGAAAACGAGAGGCAAGGCAAGGCUGGCGAUUAAGACAUGA
This is a messenger RNA of Penicillium manginii, 1200 nucleotides long. RefSeq lists its product as uncharacterized. The record is from RefSeq and is a predicted model, not a curated record. Gene Ontology annotation, molecular function: DNA-binding transcription factor activity. Gene Ontology annotation, biological process: regulation of DNA-templated transcription. The transcript is spliced from 2 exons. The coding region runs from base 1 to 1200 and encodes 399 amino acids. NCBI's taxonomy places the organism in Eukaryota, Fungi, Ascomycota, Eurotiomycetes, Eurotiales, Aspergillaceae.